Messenger RNA from Equus quagga, 891 nucleotides. Its product is annotated as interleukin-1 beta. The record is from RefSeq and is a predicted model, not a curated record. Gene Ontology annotation, biological process: cellular response to lipopolysaccharide; inflammatory response; immune response. The annotation marks the transcript as partial. The transcript has 5 exons. Lineage: Eukaryota; Metazoa; Chordata; Mammalia; Perissodactyla; Equidae. Gene Ontology annotation, molecular function: interleukin-1 receptor binding; cytokine activity.
CGGCAAUGAGAAUGACCUGUUCUUUGAGGAGGAUGGCCCAAAACAGAUGAAGGGCAGCUUCCAAGACCUGGACCUCAGCUCCACAGGAGAUGGGGGCAUCCAGCUUCAAUUCUCCCACCAACUUUACAACAAGACUUUCAAGCAUGUCGUGUCAAUCAUUGUGGCUAUGGAGAAGCUGAAGAAGAUACCCGUUCCCUGCUCACAGGCCUUCCAGGAUGAUGACUUGAGGAGCCUCUUUUCUGUCAUCUUUGAAGAAGAACCCAUCAUCUGCGACAACUGGGAUGAAGGUUAUGUAUGUGAUGCAGCUGUGCAUUCAGUGAACUGCAGACUCCGGGACAUAUACCAUAAAUCCCUGGUGCUGUCCGGUGCAUGCGAGCUGCAGGCUGUCCACCUCAAUGGAGAGAAUACAAACCAACAAGUGGUGUUCUGCAUGAGCUUUGUGCAAGGAGAAGAAGAGACUGACAAGAUACCUGUGGCCUUGGGCCUCAAGGGAAAGAAUCUGUACCUGUCUUGUGGGACGAAAGAUGGGAAGCCCAUCCUGCAGCUGGAGACAGUAGACCCCAAUACUUACCCAAAGAGGAAAAUGGAAAAGCGAUUUGUCUUCAACAAGAUGGAAAUCAAGGGCAACGUGGAAUUUGAGUCUGCAAUGUACCCCAACUGGUACAUCAGCACCUCUCAAGCAGAAAAAAAGCCCGUCUUCCUAGGAAAUACCAGAGGCGGCCGGGACAUAACUGAUUUCAUCAUGGAAAUCACCUCUGCCUAAGAAUACUACAUCCAGAGAGUCCACAUGUGAUAAAUAAUGCUUAAGAGUGGCAGAGGGGAAUAGAAGGGUUUGAACAUGCUGCAGGCUGCACUUCACUGUUGUCUAAUCAAUGCCCAGCUGCCUUCCCU